AAGACAAAGGAUAUUACAUGAGAAUUCUUCACUGAGUGAGUCGCGAUUUCGGAGAAAAAGAUCUGGAAAAUUUUCUGCUCCUAGCUAUGAACUCGAAAUAAAGUGGUUUAUUUCAAUGGAAGAAAUGAGUUUGUUAUCUAAUUCAAGAGUUGGGAGUGAUGAUCGAGGUCGAUUACAAAACCAAAAAAAUCUAGAUGAACUGAAAGGCAUGGUUCGUAAUUUACGGCAAACAAUGAGUCGUAGUCUAGAGGAUAAACAUUCAUCCAAGAACACAUCUAAAUUAAUCAGUCUAAGUAAAUUAGAAGGUAAACUUGUUUUGGAAACACCGCAACUCAUAUUACCAAUCGCUGACAAAAGCGGUCGUAUUCAUAAUAUCCUUCUAUCAACUGAAAGAGAACGAACACACUGGCGGUCUGCUUUAGAACAAGUGUUAGAUAAACCGCCUCAUAAUAGUGAUAAAUUUUAUUCUUUAAGACGUACUACUCCAGAAAAAAUAAGUACGGAUUAUUUUCAUUCACCAUCGCGAAGCCGUAGUUCUUCGAUUGGAGAUUUUAGCGAACGCCUAAAGAAAUAUAAACACAUGGUUAAAUUAAACGGAGUUGGUCUCUCAAUAAUUGACAAAGAUGAACCGAUAACUGGUUAUAUCAAAGCUACAGUACAUGGAAUUGAUGGAUUGAAUGAGAAAAACAGUUAUCAUGUUCGUAUUGAAGUUGAUUCAUAUGGUCAAUAUGAAGAAGUAGCCUGUACACGUGUUUUACAACAAUGUAAUCCACAAUGGGAACAGUCAUUUGAUUUAGAGGUGGAUGGUGCAUGGACGAUAUGUUUUACAUUAUACAUUCAUCAAGAAAUGUUUGCAGAAUUAGACGUUCCUUUAGAUCUAGAAUUACUUAAAACCAAUUCACGAAUAGAUAUGAAGAUAUUAACGAAUGAAAAUCCUCCACGUAGUCUAACCUUCUCCGUAUCUUUGGAAUAUGUUGAUCAAGUAAAUCUUAAUAAAAAUAGACGGUCUGAAAUACGUGGGAAUCUAUUCGGACGUCAUUUAGCAGAGCUUAUAAGGGUUCCAAACGACAUCGAUAAGAAUGAGUGUACAAAAAAGCAUAAAUCUGAAGCUUUUAUACCCCGUUUUGUAAUCGCAUGUGUCGAAGAGAUUGAAAGGCGAGGUUUAUUAGUAGUUGGACUCUAUCGAUUAUGUGGUUCCAAUGAUAAUAUCAAAGCUUUAAAAAGUGAAUUUGAUGAAAGUUGUACUUUAGCUAUUCAAAGAUUACCGCUUGUUGAAUUACCGGUGAUUACUAGCUUAUUAAAACAGUUCUUUCAACAUUUACCAGAGAGUCUGGUUGAUUACACAGCUACUAUAGCUUUACUUCAAGCAGUUGAAAUUCCUGAUGAAUCCGUUCGUUGUCAACUCAUUGAAGACAUCCUUGUCGAUCUUCCCACCCCAAACCUGGAAACAUUCAAUUACUUAGCCAAUCAUUUAGUCACGGUAAGUAAUUAUAAAGCGCAAAAUAAAAUGGAUUUAGGCAAUCUUUCGUUAAUAUGGAGUUACACCUUGUUUGAAUGUUCAUCUAAAACCAUACCGUCUACUGAAAUGAAUGAACAAACUAAAAGCGGAUCUUCAUUGAAAUCAAACACAGCUGAAAUUCAAGCAGCUUUUAGUUUUCAACAGGCAAAAGUAUUAAACUGCAUCCUGACAUCAAUGAAAUCCGGAAAACUGACAAUACCAUCUCAUAGCAAUGUAAUUAGACCAGUAUAUUCAUAAAUUAUAAUAAACUUGAUCCUUUUUUAUCUACAAAGUUGAAUGUAUUUUUUAUUGUUCGUUUCAAUAUUUUUAUUUUGCUCAUAAAUAGGAAUCACAAGAGUUUUGAUACUUCUGCC
Schistosoma guineensis is the source of this 1872-nucleotide messenger RNA. The record is from the annotation of a GenBank genome assembly. NCBI's taxonomy places the organism in Eukaryota, Metazoa, Platyhelminthes, Trematoda, Strigeidida, Schistosomatidae.